AGAAUACCGAGAAAGAGAAAAAUUUGGAAAAUCUUGGCAAUGUGAGUUAUUUGAAAUACAUGCAAUAAAUUGUUCAUUUUUCUUCGAAUGAUUCGAAAUUUUAGGUCAAUUGAUGUCAACCGAGUAAAAUACUCAAAUCAUGCACUUACCGUAGCAUUGACCAUUGAGUCUCGUGUGUACAGUAGAUAUAUGGGCUAUUUCCAAAAGGUUAUAAUUAUGUGUAAAUGUUGUUGGUUUCCAUGAUUUUCCUCUCCUGUUAUUCAUAUAUCAAUACCUAUGAAUCCUAUAAUCUCUGCAACACUGACAAAAUUCGUAAUUCAGGCAAUGGUCAAGGGAUUUUGGGAAACGAUUUGGAAUUUUAAUUUAAUAGGAAACGCACAAUCUCCGUAAUUCCGUAAUAUAAAAGGAACCAUUAUAUAAGAUGUAUGCUUUGCAUCGCAUUGGAUUGUAAUGGAACAGUGACAAUAAUCAUAUACUAUGCAUGAGGAGAUACUUCUUCAAAGGGAAUUUUUUCCUGACAACAAUAGGUCUUAUAUAUACAAAUAUGCCUAUAUAAUGCGUUCAGGUAGGCUUUAUAGGUUAUUAGUAAAUCCGUCACGCUUGGAUAUAUUGAACUGCAUUUAGUGUUGAGGGAUGAUCCACACUGGCUGGAUUCGUAAUCUAUCAAAAAUUAAAUCACCCUCAUGACAUAUAAUGCACAUAAGUAGCCAAGUGAACAGAGCAUUUAAUUUAAUUUAUGUUUAUUUUUAUGCAGGCUGAGCUAGAGUAUGAAGAACUGAAAGCAUCAUUUGACGCACAUAAUACAAAGCAUGAAAUUUUAAAGGUAGGCCUACUGUAGUUAUUUUAAGUACAUCAAUAGUACUUUACAAUUGAUUGUAGAUGGACGUAAUGAGAAUUUAGUGUGUCUUCAUCGCUUAGCAUAUACAGUAUACAUAUAUAUAUUCUUGCAUGCAUGGUUUCCACUUGGCGGGAAAACGCUGAUAAGCGAGAAUAUAUCAUUAGCUAUUUGGAAUGUGUUUUCUUUCAAAUUUACCUUCGUAUCUUUGCCUUAUUAUGUAUAUAUAUAUAUAUAUAUAUAUAUAUAUAUAUAUAUAUAUAUAUAUAUAUAUAUAUAUAUAUAUAUAUAUAUAUAUAUAUAUAUAUAUAUAUAUAUAUAUGUAUAUAUAAUCUCAACUUCGUUGUAUAUAUCAAAUGUGGCAUUGGAAAUGACUGGGUUAUAGCUAUUAAGCAUAUUUUCUGUUUAUCGUAAAGCGGGUUUGCGAGUUGGUUUUUGCCAUGAGUGGAACUGAAAGAACCUUAUAUAGUAAUAUCGAAUAACCAAAAUGGAAUGAAAAAAUGUUAACAUUGCGUAACAGCACAAAACACAUUAGCCAAAUGAAGAGCCUUCGUUCCAAACGUCGAAGUUCGUUCUUAUUUUCCGGGUAGUUGCAUCAUAUCAGAGGCGUAACCAGGAUAGUUGGUUAGGGGGUGAGAGCAAAAACCUAUAGGUGGGGCCAAGCUGCCAGUGACUCGAGACGCAAAGUUUCGUAGAGAUUUGCAAUAGCCGGUCCCCUUAUUGCGUAUUCUGAAUACAACUACCAGCAUGCUUUUCGGACAUGUUAUUGCAUAAUGAAGAAAUACCCGCAAAGUAUCAUGGACCAUAGAUUAGUUGUAUUCAGAACACGUAAUAAGGGGAACCGGCUAUCGAGAAAACACAUUGGUUUAAACUUCAUCCCUCAUUUAAUACAUAUUGAAAUAAUUAGGGUUAGAAAAGGUAUGCAUUUCAAGCUGUGUGCCACAAAUAAGCGAACGCGAACAAGAUUUAGGUUUCACACAUGAUGCGCAGCAAAGCAUAUAUUCUACAGAAUUUUUGCAUUAUUGACAGCAUGAAGCUAUAUAUAAUCAAGGAUUCCCUUUUUUAUACAAUACAUUUUAUCAGGGGGGGGGGGCAAAAUUUUGCCAGGCUACGCCUCUGCAUCAUAUAUAUACCCAACCCCGCAAAUUAUAUGACGAAGUUGUGUUCUAUAGUUGUAUAUUUUAUAUGAGUUCUAACAACAGCAGCGCAAUUAUUUUGUGUAUAAACAUGGACGACACUGCAUGAUGUUGCUGCUAUUGUGUUCCAGGCACAGUGUUUGCGCGAGAGCAUUACUCGUUUGGCUGAUGGUACAAAGACUUUUGCUCAACGCGUAUCAACUAUAAGUGAAGCAGAGAAGGAAAUAGCGAGCUCCAUUCCUGUUGUGCCUACACAAAUAGGCCGCAUUAAUAAGGAAUACCAAGGUUAGUUAUAUUGCCAGAAUAUUUAACAAUUAUUCGCUGAAGGCGAUCGAGGUGAUUAUCGGGAAAUAUUCACCGAGACGAAGUGGAGGUGAAUACUCCCCGAUAAUCACCGAGCCUGAGGCGAAUAAUUGUUUUAGUAUUUUUACACAAGCUUUUGUGUUUUUUGAGACUGAAUUUAUUUUAAUUUCGCUUAUUUUUUAUCAGUAUAUCUCCACAAAAAAGCUAGCCGCCAUUUUUCAAAUUUUGGUUUUGUUAUAUUCACCUGCAGGUGAAUAUUACCUUCUUAUUAACCGAACGCGAGGUCUCUACAGAGAAAUAUCGGACCGAGGUCUUUUUUGUACAGACCGAGCCCGAGCAAGCGAGGUUAAUAAAAAGUUUAUUAUAUGACAUUUAUAGGCAUUUAUAUUUGAAAUGCAUAUUAGUAGCGCGGUACCCAUUUGGUCGAAGAAAACAAAAAGUACCAAUGUAUUCCUUCUUUUUCACUAAAAACCAUUCGCAGGUAUCUUAUUGUUAACAAAUUAAAUUAUAAUUAUCAAUCAGCUUUUCUGUUUUGUUUUAAAAUGCAUGCGUUUGUUUUUACAAAAUAGUGGACCGCUGAAAGUGCUUCUCAGCCAAUCACAAUCCGCCAUUUCACGGGAAGUAAUGCUUGCCAUAUAAUAAAACAGCUUAAUACGUAAAGUUUGACCAAUCAACUUGUAGGAUUUGUUAUAUUCACUUGUGCAAAAAUACUAAAAUAUAUUAGAUAGUGCAUGUUUUCGCGCAAUUUCAUCGGUUCCCCAGCUCCGGAUAUCCUCGCACUGUAAACCACUAUUCAUCUCAGGACCAAAACAAAAUGUCUUCCCGUUCAGCCAAGCUGUAGUUUCGCCUAACAAAGAAAGCCACAACUAUAGGUUUAACAGUGUUUAUAGAGGUAUUUUUCUCUUCUCUCUCCGGCCACAUCCACCGCUAUCAAACCCCUGUUAUUUUGUAACAUCCCAAUUUUGCACUUCUAAAAUUUAACCCUGAUAAAUCUAGUGUUCGAGUGUCUUCUGGCACAGAUUUUACCAAUAAUAUACCACUUACAGGUUUUCGUUUUUAUCGCUAUAACAUAUGCCUAUAGUUACGAUAGCUCUUAAAGCACCCCAAAAAUAUUGGAAGCGAACAUGUGCGACAGAACUGGCAGAGUGGGAGUGAUUGAACCAUAGCGGGAGUGGUUUAUAUACUGAUGCAUAUCCAAUGGGAGCUAGAUCUCGCAUGGACGGGGGAUCACUUCAACAACAACGAGUUGAAAUACUGUACAUACACAUUUUCUUAAUAUAGGCGAGGAAGCGACAGAAGAAGUAGUCAAAAGAACAGCGGAUGCUUUAAACAUUUCCCGACCAAUAUCAUUCGCGGAUGUACUUGCCAAAAAACGUGCUCGUGCUCGAAAACUGAAAGUAAAAUCCUGCUUUUUGCCCGAAUCAAAUGAAACAAGCUCGCCUGAAGAAAUGGAUUGGGUUAUGGUUGAACAAUCGAUGUCAGCGUCGCUUGUAGAUCUAAGCAAGGACUCUGACUGGUCGAAUAACGAUAGACGUUUAAGCUCGGAGAUGUUCUCUUGUUUAAAAGAGCGGCUUCAUAUUGAUAGCCCUAGUGGCAGAUCAUAUAUUUCCAAUCCUGGAAUUGAACAACGAAUCGCGUUCAGGGCAGGACUAGGGCUCAAUGCAACGGACGAACGCCUUGAACCACCUGUUUUCCCGCCCCCUCGUCCCAAUGCAAGAAAAGGUAAGUUAGUGUGAAUGUACGUAGUGUGAAGGUGUUUAAACACAUUGAGCAACUCGUAUCACGUAGGGAGCUUUAAGAUGAUCUAAUUUUUAUUGUGGAAUCUCGUUUAGAAUUUUAGCACUCAAGUGAGUAGUAGUAUCUUAACUAAAUCUUUGAGUCGAAAUAUUCAGUAUAAAGGGAAGUGACAUCUACUAUUAUAUGAAUAUCCGGGAUGAAUAUCCGGGCUUACCAGAGACCAUUACGAGAGACGUAGCGAAACAUCUGGAUUUGGAUGGGGGUUGGCGUCUGAGGCAACGCCCAGGAAAUUACUGUAUUAUAUUUUUGAACCUCCAGAACUGCGUUUCGGCGUUUCCUAAAGCACACUUGCAAACAAAUUGCGCUCACAUUGCCAGUAUUUUACACAAAAUUCCUGUUAUGUGGAAGUAAUUUAACGUUUACUUUAAUUAGUUAUGAUUUGACAAAAGAUAACCACAGUAUUGCCUAAACUUUACCUAAAAAUGUCAAAAUUUGUACUUGAAUUUUGCCUGAUUUUUCUGCACUUUUAGAGUUCAGGCAGUUUUACACUCCCCAUAACGCCCGGCCCACUCGCUACGUCUCUGGCGAUUACAAAUCAAACGCUUUGCAAUGUAUAGCGUUUCCUAGCCAUGAUAGUUUUUUAGCAUGGUAUAUGCAGUCGUGAAAUAACAUGGCUAUACCCACCUUUAAUUAAUUUAAUAAGUACAUGCCUACCUUAAAUUUUAUGCACUAAUUGUAUUGUAGCCCCAAAGCCUCCGGUAGAUCUACCAAGAGUUGAACCAUACGCUGUUGGUCGUUGGACACCAAAUGAAGCAGGACUUUACGCUCAGGCAGACUUGUUUCCUUCAGGUAAAUUGUAUAUUUAAUGUGUAAUUUAUACCAAACUCUAGUCAGAAUGUAUAGUGUAGGAACUUCCAGUCCAAAACCAUCCUGGAGGAGAUUCGUUUCCCUCACGAAGUACCGAAUCUCAUUUGCAUGUCGUGAUAGCAUGAUGAAACUUUGAUCUAUUUUUCAUACAUUAAUCUGGGUUUGAUUUUUAUAUCAGAGAAUGAAACACAGAAAACAUGUUCCCUAAAAUGUUCGUGGCCUAGGGGAAAAGAGAUCCGACUUCUAUUACAAUAUAUGUGUAAAUCAUAUUUAAUCAAUUAUCUGUAGGAUACGUGAUUGCCAAUCGGAAGGCACGCCCAGUGGCUACAGUACUAAAGGCCCGCUAAAACUAGGUGAAUAUAUAUAAUUCAUCCAACAUUGUUGGAUGCAACAUGUUGUACUCGUUUGAACACUAUGUUGCAUGGGUAAUAUAUUGGCUGAUGUUGGAAAAUAUUGGAUCGGGUUUGAUUUUGCUUAAAUUUUCAUUCAACAUUGUGCAACAAACGAUUAGGCGUGCGCAUUGCAAAACACGCUCGAUGCAACAUUGUCCAAGAAAAAUAUUGUUGGACCAACAUGGACUCGGUUGGACGCGGGGCUUCAAAUUUACAUAUAAAUGCACUGAAUCACGUACUUCAUAUUUUCCUAUCCCUGUGUACGAAGCAGUUUCACAGCAUUGGUAAGAAAAUGCGUUCUCAGAAUUAUAGCAUUCAAUUAAACUCGGUAAAUCUUCCGCGGAAUAGCGUCAGUGUUCAUACUAUAGUAGAUAACGGAAUGUACCUUUAGAGCAUUGCUCUUUGUUGUUUGAAAGUGCUGUUGUCUAAAGGUUUUCUUAGUUAUUUCACUUGCUUUGACAUACAGUUAGCAUGCGCAAGUUUUGAGAAUAGAAAAGUCUGUCGACUGCAAUCAUGCCGUUUCUAUCGAGUUGUACUGCUGCCGGAAGUGGACAGUGAAAGACAAAAACAUUCAAGAUACGAAGAGAUAAUUUCACUCGAAAAAUGCCUGUCUAUCCCUUGUUUUAUUUCUUUUUCUUAAAGGAUAAUUAAUAUUUUAAGGAAUUUAAAACAAUUUCUGGUAUUAAACUAGCAGCAAUCAAAGCGCAAAAAUGAUGUAAGCGAAUCUUUCUAAAUGAGGUGUCUAAAGUUUAUAGUGAUUCAUUUAUUUACUCCUGCAUACGUAUCGACAGUUCUUUGCAACUCUUAAAGCGUACUGAAAUUCACAAAUUAUACUUACAGUACUGUGGUUAGAACUUGGAAUACUCGAUCCACGCAGGAUCUGAUUUCCUCAGUAUAUCAUUAAUUAUUAUUAUUAUUAUUAUUAUUAUUAUUGUAGUUUGUAUUUCGACGUAGGUGUUACCAGGCCUCUUCACAGUUGGCAAGAAGAUGAGAAAACCAAUAGAAGAGAAACAGAUGACUCAGGAGAAUAUACGAUGCCAAGGCAGUUUACGAAUCAAAAUGAAGCCGUAUAUGCUGUUCUUGAACAAGAAGGAAUGGAUGUUACUACAGAUGAACGAUAUCUUGAUGUGAUACAAUAACAUUAAAAGCAAAGGAAACAUGACGUUAUUUUGGAUGCAACUAUAAAAGUAGUGCAUAUUCGUGUAUUUCCGAGCCAAAGACUUUUCUAUGUUCAUGGGCGUAUGGGCCUAAUCUUGUUGGGGGAGGGCACAGUAUUAGUUUGCCCGAUUAUUCUUUUCGCCUGAUUUUUCUCAAUCAAUAUUUCUCCCCAAAAUUGUUGGCGAGCGGGGGGUGGGGGGGGGGGUUCGACAAAAAAAUUUUCCGAACAUAUCAAAAAAAAAUUCCCUAACAUCCCGGAAUUUUUGCACACAUGCAAAAAAUUUUCCGGACAUAUUAAAUAAAUUUUCCUAAUAUCCCGUAAUUUUCGCAACCAUACAAUAAAUUUUGCGUCAUAUCCAAAAAUUGUUUCGGAACUUUUAUGUUUUGCCCGAAUCACGCAUGGAUUUGCCCAACUGUAAUAAUUUUGGGGGAGCAUAUGCCCCCCAUUCCCCCCCCCCCCGGCCCAUACGCCCAUGUCUAUGUUCCGCAAUGCUUCUUUCUUUAGUUUAUAUUUAAGACGUCUUCCUCUCAAUGUUACGACUUACGAGGGUCUUCCACUAAAUUAUAUUUGCCCUAAUCCCACAAUUGUGUCGACCGCCCCACCCAACUUGUGAACAUUCACCGAGUCCUGCACAACCGCUUCUCAAACGCCAAACUGUGAUACUAAAUUCACUCUCCUUACUUUAAUACUCUUCGUUACGCAUGAUUGCACUUAAAAUAGCUGCUCUAUAAACCAAUCAAAAUAGAAAAAAAAAACUUACCUGAUGCUGCACACACACAAAGACAAAACAACAAAAAUAGAAAUAUGAAUUUAAAAAAUAUUAAAUCCCAUAUGAAAGGUGAUAUGCACAGGGUGUAUAAAAAUACGCAACCUCGGAAUUUCCUAAGAAAUCCACUUUGCAAUUCUUAAGCCUAAAAGAUUUUAGGCCUCUGGGAAUUGAAAUCGAAUUGCAAAUAGAUCAUAUCAUUGUUGUUGUACUGUUAAAUAAAUGCAUAAAUUUUGCUUUAUGCACUCGCGUGUGCAGUAAUUUUGACAGUUGUGCUAUUUUAAAUUCCCAUGAGGCACCUAAAAUCUUUUGUCCUUAAAACAAUGUCGAUUUCUGAGGUUGCGUUUUUUUUAUACACCCUGUACAUCACAGCUAGCUGAUUAAAUAAUUAAUAUGCAAAGUCAACGAGGCUUCCGCCCAACGGAUUAUCCCAGAGCCUCCAGACUCGCGAGCCAUGUAUAGUCAUUUAUAAAUGUUUAAAUGAUUUAAAAGAUUUUAAAUUUGAAUUAACGAAGACAUUCACAGCUAUUACACAAGAAGAAAAAACGACCUCCACCUCCCAAAGACGAACACAAACAGGGGAAAACAAAGACCAAUCUACCAAGCAUCAAAAGACUUUAACAACCUAGAACCAUGCAGACAUUAGAAACGCUAACUCGUUAUACAAGUUUAAAGCUCUAAUAAGAAACGCUGUGUAGGCGAGAAUUACAUAGUAAACAUAGUCAUAGUUCCAUAACGUUUUAUAUAUAU
Molecule: messenger RNA, 7945 nt
Organism: Paramuricea clavata
Lineage: Eukaryota; Metazoa; Cnidaria; Anthozoa; Malacalcyonacea; Plexauridae
Source: the annotation of a GenBank genome assembly